Molecule: messenger RNA, 1857 nt
Organism: Candidozyma auris
Lineage: Eukaryota; Fungi; Ascomycota; Pichiomycetes; Serinales; Metschnikowiaceae
Gene: APG7
Product: Apg7p
Exons: 1
Coding region: 1-1857 (618 amino acids)
Biological process (GO): autophagy of mitochondrion; C-terminal protein lipidation; autophagosome assembly
Cellular component (GO): cytoplasm; phagophore assembly site
Molecular function (GO): Atg8 activating enzyme activity; Atg12 activating enzyme activity
Source: RefSeq, a predicted model, not a curated record
AUGGCCUUAAGAUAUACGCCCCUUCAGUCCUUUGUGGAAUCUUCGUUCUUCACAGAGCUCUCGGACCGCAAGCUCAAUGACUAUAAGCUCGACUCUGCCCCUCGCCCGAUCCUGGGGUUCAUGACGCUGCCUUUACAUCUCAACAAGUUUAACGAUAAGCCGAUCAUCAAUCUUGACUACACGAGUUUUGAAGAGCCUGAAGAUAGCGAGACCACAAAUACUGUCGCUGGGGAAUUGCUCAAUGUUAAUACCAUCGAGGAGUUCAAGCUGUUUGACAAGUUGAGUUCGCUCAAGCUGUGGGGAGAGGUGUUGAGAAAGGAGAUGGAACAGAGCGAUAAGGGAUUUACGGAAAAGUUCUACUUAUUGGCGUUUGCUGAUUUGAAAAAGUACAAAUACUACUACUGGCUAGCCUUUCCCUUGCUCCACUCACGCUGGCUGUUGAUCGAGCUGACGAACAAUAACGAGUACGAACUUCAGAUCGAAGAGUACCUCAAGAAGAAACCUUCGACAUUUCUCUCGGUCCAGGGAGACGAGAUUGUGGCCUUCAACAGCAGUUUAGACUCUUCGAUGUUUGUUUAUGUGGACACUUGCCUUAAUCCAGAUAACUGGCCUCUGGUUCAGCUCAGGAAUUGGCUCUACUACCUUGCCCUUAAGGGUCACAAAUGCAUCAAGCUUUUGGUUUACCGCAACAAUGGUCUGUCUCAAACGCUCAAGUUGGCUUUAGACGAAGGUUUUGACAUAAAAGAGGCACCUAAAGUGACCGGGUGGGAAAGAACGGUUCAGGGCAAGCUUGGGCCCAAAUUGGCCGACUUGGGGUCGCUUAUAAACCCACUGCAACUUGCCGAACAGGCAGUAGAUCUAAAUUUGCGCCUCAUGAAGUGGAGGGUGGCGCCCCAGCUCGAUCUUGAUAUCAUCAAAGAGCAAAAGGUGCUACUUUUGGGUGCUGGCACCCUUGGUAGCUAUGUGGCGAGAGCGCUCCUCGGCUGGGGUAUCCGAAAUGUUACUUUCGUGGAUAACGGCCGUGUAUCAUACUCAAAUCCAGUUAGACAGCCUCUUUUUGCUUUCAAAGACUGCUUCAGCGAUGGUAGACAAGGAGCCCCCAAAGCCGAACGUGCUAGCGCAGCCCUCAAAGAGAUUUACCCUUCGGUUUCUUCCAAGGGGUAUAAUAUGACAGUUCCUAUGAUUGGGCACCCUGUCACAGAAGGAUCCAAUAUGGAAGAGAACUACAAUAAGCUUGAUGAGCUUUUUGGUGAGCACGAUGUGAUAUUUUUGCUCAUGGACUCUCGGGAGUCUCGCUGGCUCCCCACAGUGAUGGGAUUGGCACAUGAUAAGAUUGUUAUCAAUGCUGCUCUUGGGUUCGACUCUUAUCUUGUCAUGAGACACGCUUCACUUAGUACAGAGAAUCGCUUGGGCUGCUAUUACUGUAACGACGUGGUUGCACCAAGUGACUCCCUUCUGGACAGAACUUUGGACCAGAUGUGCACUGUGACACGUCCAGGUGGAGCCUUGAUGGCCUCAUCUAUUGCAGUAGAGCUUCUUGUAUCGAUUUUGCAGAAUCCCAAAAAACAGCAUGCACCUGCAGGGGACAGCACUAAGUUUGGAGAAGUUCCCCACCAAAUAAGAGGCAACCUCAACACAUUCCACCAGUCAAAGCUUUGGGCACCUGCUUACAAGCAUUGCAGUGCCUGCUCAAAAGCUGUUGUAGAGGGAUAUAAUGGAGAGAAGUGGGAGUUUGUCAAGAGGUGCUUGAAUGACAAGAGCUACUUGGAGGAGAUAAGCGGGCUUCGACAAGUACAAGAAGAAGCCGAGAAAGCUCUAGAAGAAUUCGACUUUGAGGAUGAAGUCGAUGAUUUUUAG